UUCGCGGGCUCCUGGCGGUGGCGGUCGGCGGCUCAGGCGGUCGUGGCGGGGAGAAAGGAGCGGGCCGGCGGCGCGGGACGCGGCGGUGUCUCUGAUACAGAUUUAAAGGUGCAGUAUCAUGGUUAUGAAAGCUUCGGUAGAAGAUGAUGAUUCAGGAUGGGAACUCGGUGUGCCUGACAAGAUGGAAAAGAGUAAUACAAGCUGGAUAGAUAUAACCCAGGAUUUUGAAGAAGCUUGUAGAGAACUGAAGUUAGGAGAACUGCUUCAUGACAAGCUUUUUGGUCUUUUUGAAGCCAUGUCUGCCAUUGAAAUGAUGGAUCCCAAGAUGGAUGCUGGUAUGAUUGGAAACCAAGUUAAUAGAAAGGUUCUUAACUUUGAGCAAGCUAUUAAGGAUGGCACCAUUAAAAUAAAGGAUCUCACUUCACCUGAGCUGGUAGGAAUAAUGGAUACAUGUUUUUGUUGUUUGAUAACAUGGUUAGAGGGACAUUCCUUGGCACAGACCGUAUUCACGUGCCUUUAUAUUCAUAAUCCAGACUUUAUAGAAGAUCCUGCUAUGAAGGCUUUUGCUCUAGGGAUCCUAAAAAUCUGUGAUAUUGCCAGAGAAAAGGUUAACAAAGCAGCUGUUUUUGAGGAGGAAGAUUUUCAGUCAAUGACUUACGGAUUUAAGAUGGCCAACAGUGUGACAGAUCUUAGAGUUACAGGUAUGCUAAAAGAUGUAGAAGAUGACAUGCAAAGACGAGUGAAGAGUACUCGAAGUCGACAAGGAGAAGAGAGAGAUCCAGAAGUUGAACUUGAACAUCAACAGUGUUUAGCUGUGUUCAGCAGAGUCAAGUUUACCCGGGUACUACUGACUGUUCUAAUAGCAUUUACCAAAAAAGAGACGAGUGCUGUUGCAGAAGCUCAGAAACUAAUGACUCAGGCAGCUGACUUGCUUUCUGCCAUCCACAAUUCAUUGCAUCAUGGUAUCCAGGCACAGAAUGAUACCACUAAAGGAGAUCAUCCUAUUAUGAUGGGCUUUGAGCCCCUUGUUAAUCAGAGAUUGCUGCCACCAACUUUCCCUCGAUAUGCAAAAAUAAUUAAAAGGGAAGAAAUGGUCAAUUAUUUUUCCAAACUAAUAGACCGAAUAAAAACUGUAUGUGAAGUAGUCAACUUAACUAAUUUGCACUGUAUACUGGAUUUUUUCUGUGAGUUUAGUGAGCAAUCACCGUGUGUUCUUUCAAGAUCCCUGUUACAGACAACUUUUCUGGUAGAUAACAAGAAGGUGUUUGGCACUCACCUCAUGCAAGACAUGGUAAAAGAUGCUUUAAGGUCUUUUGUCAGUCCUCCAGUACUUUCUCCAAAGUGUUGUCUUUAUAAUAAUCACCAGGCGAAGGACUACAUUGAUUCCUUUGUGACACAUUGCGUUCGGCCAUUCUGUAGUCUGAUUCAAAUCCAUGGACACAAUAGAGCUCGUCAGAGAGAUAAACUAGGUCACAUUCUUGAGGAAUUUGCCACCCUCCAGGAUGAGGCAGAGAAAGUAGAUGCAGCACUUCAUAGUAUGUUACUGAAGCAGGAACCACAAAGGCAACAUCUGGCUUGCUUGGGCACCUGGGUCCUAUAUCAUAACCUUCGUAUUAUGAUACAGUAUCUUCUGAGUGGCUUUGAAUUGGAACUUUACAGUAUGCAUGAAUAUUACUACAUAUAUUGGUACCUAUCAGAGUUCCUCUAUGCCUGGUUGAUGUCAACACUGAGCCGCGCUGACAGCUCUCAAAUGGCGGAGGAAAGAAUAAUGGAGGAACAACAGAAAGGCCGUAGUAGUAAGAAGACAAAGAAAAAGAAAAAAGUUCGCCCUCUCAGCAGAGAGAUCACCAUGAGUCAAGCAUACCAAAAUAUGUGUGCUGGGAUGUACAAGACAAUGAUCGCAUUUGACAUGGAUGGCAAAGUAAGAAAACCUAAGUUUGAACUGGAUAGCGAACAAGUUCGAUAUGAGCACAGGUUUGCUCCAUUCAACAGUGUUAUCACACCACCCCCAGUGCACUACUUGCAGUUUAAAGAAAUGUCUGAUUUAAAUAAGUACAGCCCACCUCCUCAGUCAUCUGAUCUCUACAUGGCAGCUAGCAAACACUUCCAGCAAGCUAAAAUGAUUCUUGAGAAUAUUCCUAAUCCAGACUAUGAGGUCAAUCGAAUUCUAAAAGUUGCUAAACCCAAUAUUGUGGUCAUGAAGCUGCUGGCAGGAGGCCACAAAAAGGACUCUAAGGUCCCUCCAGAAUUUGACUUCUCCCCUCAUAAAUAUUUUCCAGUUGUGAAGCUUGUUUGAAAGACAGAUUAUUGUUAGGAUACCUGAAGCAUAAUCUGUGUAUCAGAUACCAGUUGUAGGAUGGAUUAUCUAGUGCUGUACCCAGACUGAGAGGGAUCUCUAGGAUAAAAGUACUGUUACGUGGAAUAUAUAGUCUGCCUUCUUUACAUAAUCUGAAUGACAACUGCUGUUUUAAAGUGGUUUGUAUAAAGCUUUAUGGGUGAAGCUGAUUUUAAUCAACUGUAUUGUUGAAGAAUGUUGUACCUUAGUUGAUUUUAUUAAAGAUUUAAUCAUAAAUCAUUUUUAUAAAUGAGCUCUGACAGAAAAUGGUGGUUUAGGGAUUUAGUAACAUUUGGGACUGAACAAUGCAGUAGAGCUUUGUGUCUGAUAGGCACAGCUGAGCUACUGAAAUUAUGCUUUGGACAAAGCCACUUUGAAAGACUGCAAGUUUCCAUAUUUUUACCUAAAUUGCAUCAAAUUUGCUCACUUUGCAAGUAGAAAGACUGGGUUCUUUUCUUCCCCAGUCCUGCAAGCUAAAACAAUCUUUAUAGAAAUUAAGAACAGAUGAAAACUAGUCAUUUAGCUCCUACUGCACUGCAUUCAGCAAUAUUUGUUUUACUGAAGUCAAUUGUCUAGGAGGUAUUUUGUCUUAAAUGUAGAAGUCCUUGAAGACAGUGAGAAAUGAAGUUAUUUCUAGUUGCAGUUUCUUUCUUUGUCUUUAUUCUUCAUGGUACUGGAGAAUCUGCACAGCUAAUACUGUAAUAGGCACUAGCAACACAGGAACACAAGAUACUAGGGGUGUAUGUUAACCACUCUGCAACUUUAUUUCAAUCCUGUUGUUACUUUGCCAUUGCAAAGGAGGGAUUGUUAAUUUGUUCCAUUGCUGAGUCAACUCUUGCAUGACUUUUAUUCUCUUGUUUUGACUGCAAUGCUGCUGCUGGGUUCUACUGCCUUCUUUAAUGGUUGAUGCAGGUAGAAAUCCCAGGCAGGAGGAGCUCCAAACCUACCUUUUUCUUCCUGGAACAGGUCUUCCUCUUGUGCUUCCAGAUGUGAAAUAAUAGGUUAGCUGAUGUGUUGAGCAACCUUCUGCUACAAGAUCGAAAAAACAAAAAACAUUUGAAAAGCUGACUUGCUCUUUGAUAAACCAUACUGCCAAGUCUUAACCUGGGCCAUAAAAGCAAAUCCUCCAGGUUUGCCUGUGUUGGACAGGACAAUUCUUCAUUUUGGUGCAAAAUGGCUUCCUCCAUAGCGAUAAGCUUCUAACUCUUUCUUGACCAUGCAAGACAGUUGUGUUUCUCCUAACAUAUAGUUGUACUGUGGAAUAAUACCACUUCAACUCCAUCACCUAAACAGCAGCGCUGCUGAGCUAGAGCUGGAAAACAGGGAAGGAACUUUGAAGUGGAACACCCAUUUGUCUGCCAGCAAUUUGCAGCUUCUUGAAAGAAGCAGAAUUACUGCCCUGAAUACAUUCUUUUCCUGAUUUCUUUGCUAAGGAGGUUGCAUACCAUUUUAUAUGUUUGCUUAUCAUCAUGACUAAUACACUUGAAUGCUUCUAUAUUGUUGCCAAAGGAAUGAAAAUCCUGGAAACUAAAAAGUAGUUGUGAACAUGGCAAACUGGUUCUAGUGUAAGGCACUGAGAAUUCAUCUGCCGCCUUGUAAUCACAAAAAUCUUUCCUGUCUUAAAAAUCUUGAACUACAUGACAGCAGCUCAAGGACAGCCUUUGGUAUUUCUCCAAAGGAAGCAGCAAGUAAAAAAGAAACCAAGUUCCGCGUCACUUAUAGAACUAAGAAAACAGGAAUUAUCAUCUUUCCCAUUUUCAUGAAUAUUAAAAGUGGAUGAAGUAUAGAGAAUAAGGUGAAUACAGAGUAGAGAAGAUUAUUUUUAUUUUAAAAUAUGAUCAGGCUUAGCUUUUAAAAAAACAUCAAUGACAAGUGUUAAUUUAACUCCAAGAUGAUUACAGCAAAGAAGCUUUCCCUGUCUUGCACAACUAAAAAUUUUAGUGAUAGACAACACUAUGUAAACCACAGUUCCAAAUUAAUCUCUUGUUUUGUUCAACUAAAAGUCCUUUAAUUUUAAAAUUCUAAUUUUAUAUAGUAGACAUACAGGCCCCUUGUCUAC
This is a messenger RNA of Haliaeetus leucocephalus (bald eagle), 4394 nucleotides long. It is a transcript of the gene NAA35, whose product is annotated as N(alpha)-acetyltransferase 35, NatC auxiliary subunit. The transcript is spliced from 23 exons. The record is from RefSeq and is a predicted model, not a curated record. Gene Ontology annotation, biological process: N-terminal peptidyl-methionine acetylation. Bases 119 to 2296 code for a protein of 725 amino acids. Lineage: Eukaryota; Metazoa; Chordata; Aves; Accipitriformes; Accipitridae. Gene Ontology annotation, cellular component: NatC complex.